CUAGAGGUACGCUUAAUUACCCAGACCUGCUAAACUUUUAAAAGUAUUCGGUUAAGAAAACGUUGUAAAUGCGCAAAUGCCCGUUUUUUAAAGGACUUGGAAUUUACUAAUUGAACUAUGACAACUUUAAAGCCUCCAUUGGGAUCGUCCCUUAAGUGUUACGUUUGCGUUUACAAUGAAGCGCAGAUUUGGAAAGAUAUAUUGAUAUGCAGCCACGAAAAAUUGAAUCAUAUGGAAGAUAACCUUUCAAAGCUACAGAAAUUUCUAGAAAGAGGACAUGUAAAGGCCAAAGUUGUUUGCAGGGGAUGCAAAAUGCAGCGCUAUUGCGGCGUUCCCCAUCUUUUGGCGGAUCGUGCGGAACACCAACCCAUUUGCCAGGUGCUUAGGGAUCUCCAAAAGAUAAUGAAGAUCAACCGCCCAUUGCUCCUGCAAGGAAGGAUUUCGGAUCGCAGAAAGCUGCAGCUCGUCAUUUCUCAGCUGAAACUGAUCCUGUCGAUCAAACUAGACAGACCUCUUCUUCCGAGGGAAAUUCAACUUAUAGGGAACCCAGCCGUAUGCGAGAUUUGCUUCAGCACUGGAGACCUGGAAGCCUGCGUAGGAUGUGCCGGUGUGGCGUACUGCUCAGAGAAGCACCGUCAUCUAGCCAAGGAUACUCAUAGCUCUAUGGAUUGUCGCACUCUAGCUCUGAUCUCUACAGCAUUCCGACAAAUGGACUGCCUUAUAAGCAUCAGGAAAUUCUACGAAAGCAGUCCUUUAAAAGAAUCUCAUCUGAUUGAGGCUUUUAUUAAAGCCACCUCCCUGAAGAUAAACGAUAAACCAUGGACUGAUUUGCAAGAGUACUACACAUUCGCCAGUUGUUCCUCUUUUAGUGGAAUCGCCAGCCUUUGUCUGGCUUUAUCAAACAUUUCCUGGGUCCAUGAUCCGGAUAAAGUCGUCAUCAUUUAUGUGGUGGGCGCCACCGAGGAGCAUCUGCGAUACUUUCAAUCUAUUCACAUCAGGUUCUUGUUCCUACAGUACCCAAGCAUUCGAAAUUUGGAGUUGCAUUUUAUUGGGAAAGAACUAGGCAAGAUCGAAGACGUUGAGGCGAUUUUCGAUCUCAAGAACUUAAACCGAACCGUACUCAAACGUUUUUACUCACUUACUUUUUCACAAUUCGCAAACAUAUAUAAUGUGGAUCCCACCCUAAUUCUCAUUCUGCAGCCCGAUUUUAUUAACACAGGGAAAAUAACCCAGAGCCUUGUCUGCGGGCUAACCACAAAAAACGAAGAUUCAGAUCAGUUCGACUGGCAGGAAUGUUUAUCUAUUAUCCUUCGAUCUUUUAAUGUUCCCAUAUGCUACACCUCGAUCUCAAAAAUUCAGGCAAUGUCUGAUUUGACGGCCAUCAAUACAGUGGCCAGAAAUAAUAACAUCACCGUCCAGCGAGUCUACAACAUAACCGAAAAUCCUUACCGUGAAAUAUUACCUGUACACAAUCCUUCCCCUGAGGACACUGAAAGGGUUGUGUAUGCAAACAACUACCUGGAGGUAAUUUUUACAAAUAACAAAACGAUGUAA
Messenger RNA from Drosophila ficusphila, 1554 nucleotides. RefSeq lists its product as uncharacterized. The coding region runs from base 118 to 1554 and encodes 478 amino acids. The transcript is spliced from 2 exons. The record is from RefSeq and is a predicted model, not a curated record. Gene Ontology annotation, cellular component: extrinsic component of mitochondrial inner membrane. NCBI's taxonomy places the organism in Eukaryota, Metazoa, Arthropoda, Insecta, Diptera, Drosophilidae.